Molecule: messenger RNA, 2504 nt
Organism: Betta splendens (Siamese fighting fish)
Lineage: Eukaryota; Metazoa; Chordata; Actinopteri; Anabantiformes; Osphronemidae
Gene: zbedx
Exons: 2
Coding region: 198-2102 (634 amino acids)
Molecular function (GO): DNA binding
Source: RefSeq, a predicted model, not a curated record
CAUGCGCCGGAGAAAGCGUGACGCCACGGGCUAAACCUUGUGAGUUUUCUGGGCAACAUCUGAACAAAGACCUGCCCCUUUUCACGAGGAUUUCUCUACCGCCAUCGUUACUUUACGUGUAAUCACGAUUACUAAAUCGGAUUACGAUACUUUUAUCAUAUUUCCAGGGGGAAAUAACCGCACAGGUAGCGUCCGAAAUGGAUGUGGAUCAGCAUGAAUCCAGCGGUGAGACCAAAUCGGCCAUGCACACUUGGCGUUAUCGCCACCAUUUCACGUACAAGGCAGAUCAAGGAAAAAAUAUCAUCGUCCAGUGUAAUCUAUGCCUACCGAGGGUAAACCUGCUGUCCACGUCGAAAACGUCCACGUCAAACCUAAAGAAGCAUUUAGACAGAACACACCUGGGCUGCGAAGCCAGUCCCGACGCCAAGAGGGGACGGAAGAAGGAGGAACGCAACGGCGAGGAGAGCAGGCACUGCCAGCUCAAGAAGCUCAAAGCAGAGAUCAUCUCCAAAUGCAUGACUCAAGCCAAGAUUGAUGAUCUGAUCUUCAACUUCAUUGUGGAGGACUGUCAGUCGUUUUACGUGUUGGAGCAGCCCGGCUUCAGGAAGCUGAUUGCAGGCUUAACGGAGGGGCUCAAGUCCAUGGACAGGGUGACCUUGUUUACGAAGGUCGACCAGGGCUUCUCCCGGAUGCGGGAGGAGCUGAUGGCGAAGCUCAGCAGCAUCCAGUACGUGUGCACCACAGCCGACAUCUGGACGGCCCACAGCCGCAGCUUCUUCGGCAUGACGUGCCACUGGAUCGACCCCGACUCGCUGGAGAGGAAGUCCGCCGCCCUGGGCUUCGCGCGGCUCCAGGGCCGGAUCACGUACGACGCCAUCGCCGGGCGCAUCCACGACGUGCACGCGGCGUACAACAUCGAGAGCAAGGUCCAGACCACGGUCGCGGACAACGGCAGCCCCUUCGCCAGCGUGUUCCGGGAGUUCGCCGCCGACGGCCAGGAGAGCGAGGACGACAUCGGCUUCUACGAGAACGUGAGCGGCGUGCUGGAGGGCGAGCCCGAGCAGGACAUGCUGCUGUUCCUGCCCGCGGUGCAGCGCUGCGCGUCGCACACCCUGGAGCAGGUGGUCACCGAGGACUUUUGGCAGGCGGUGUCGCAGGGGCCCAUGUGCCAGCUGCACUACAGCGCCAUGGCCAAGGUGUUCGCCGUCUGGAGCAAGUGCCACCACCUGCAGGUGGGCAUGGACGCGGCCGAGGAGAUCGGGAAGAUGGCGCUGGUGGUGCCCGGCGUCAUCCGCUGGAACGUGGAGUACUGCGCCGUGCAGAAGGUGGUGUCGCUCAGCGAGCGGGAGCUGACGGAGCUGUGCGCCCGCCUGGAGGUGCCGCGCCUGCAGCCCGAGGAGACGGCCUUCCUCAAGGAGUACGUGGCCGUGUUCCACCCGCUCGCCUUUGCGCUCGAACUCUUCCAGGCGGAGCAGAAGUGCUACCUGGGUCUGGUCAUCCCCACGGUGCUCAGCCUGAAGAACAAGCUGAACGAGCAGAAGGCCGCCGCCAAUUACCUCAGCGACGUCAUCAGCGCCAUCGUGGCGGCCAUCGACGUGCGGUUCCAGGAGCUGUUCGCCAGCACGGAGGCCAGGAUCGCCACGGCGACCACGCCCCAGUUCCGCCUGUGGUGGAUGGCGGCGUCCGAGAGGGAGGAGAUGUGCUCGCUGCUGGCGACGGAGGCCUCGCAGAUGGACCCCUGCAACGUGGCCGAGGCCGACACCAGCCGGAACCUGUCCACCAUCGAGUCGGAGGACGACUUCUUCAGCUACGGGCCGGUGAAGCCCGCCGCGCAGCUCCAGCAGCGAGGGGUGAUGGAGGAGGUCCGCAAGUACGUGGAGGGGACGGGGAAGAGCCUCGAGUGCCUGCAGGACUUCCCCAGAGUGAAGCUGCUCUUCCUCAAGUACAACACCACCCUCCCGUCCACGGCGCCCGUCCAGCGCCUCUUCAGUCAGAAGGGCAACCUGGUCACCUCGCAGAGGAACUUUCUGACGGACGACUACUUCGAGCGCGUCCAGCUUUUGAGGUACAACAGCAACGUGUGCUCUUUGGCCACUGAGUGAACCCUUCACCGGUCGCUCCUUUUAUCAGCCUUUUUAACUGAUGCUACAUCAAACCGCCUUGUGCUAAGAUCAUGACAGACAGACUCUGAGUAAUAUUUCAUUUCAGGCACCUUAGACCAGAUGUGUUUUUGAUACUCCUCCUUUGGCCGCUUGGACCGGCGUAGCAUAUAUCCAAGGAAUGGCCUGAUGAAAUUGACAAUCAUAAACUGAUGGACUGAAUAUACUGACAAAGCAUAUUUCUAUCUGUGCUGUUGUUGUGAUUCAAAGUAGCCACGGGGUGAAACUGAAGUGAUCUUUGUCUUUCAGUUGAGCUAGUUUGCUUUGUUUUCUACAGCUGUUCAGUGAGAUUGCAUCUCAUGCCUGUAUGUUUUAUAUCGUAUAUAAAGAAACAAGGAAAGAGUA